Messenger RNA from Naumovozyma castellii, 1449 nucleotides. It is a transcript of the gene SSU1, whose product is annotated as Ssu1p. The transcript has a single exon. Bases 1 to 1449 code for a protein of 482 amino acids. Lineage: Eukaryota; Fungi; Ascomycota; Saccharomycetes; Saccharomycetales; Saccharomycetaceae. The record is from RefSeq and is a predicted model, not a curated record.
AUGCUCACUCACACAAUAUAUACAGGAGGACUCGUCAAGCACAUGACUCUCGCCAUUGGUUACAUUAAGCAUUUCGAACCGUUCCUCUUCGUCAUGGUCAUGGGGACCGGGAUCUCGUCAGAUCUACUGCAUGCAUUCCCAUAUCCCGCCAAGUGGCUACGAAUAUGUUCGUAUAUUAUGUUUGCCAUUGCAUGUCUAUUAUUCAUCGGACUGCAAUUCUUCGCCAUCGUUCACAUGAUUAAAUACACAAGAAGGCAUACUUUCCAAGUGUAUUUCCAACAUUAUUUUAGAAAUCUAAUGCAUAACGUCUUCUGGGGCACGUACCCCAUGGGACUAGUCACCAUUAUAAAUUAUCUCUCCAAUUUAGUGGCCCAUGAAGCCGCCGGAACAGACCAUGCAAGACGUUUGCUUUAUUUAAUUUAUGCUCUAUGGUGGUAUGACGUUCUUGUCUCCAUAUUAUCCGCUUGGGGGAUUUCAUUCUUAAUAUGGCAAGAUUAUUAUUCUAUUUCAGGUUUAAGUGAUAAGGAGGAUCUAUCCAAGACUGCCGCGGAACAACAUUUAAAGAGUAUCUUACUAUUAGCUGUCAUCCCCUUGGUAGUCGUCGCAUCAUGUAGCGGCCUGUUCACCAUGACAGAUUUGUUUGCCCAGACAUUCAAUAGAAAUAUACAAUUGCUCACAUUGGUCGUCACUGCAUUAUUAUGGCUGCAUUCCAUUAUAUUCGUCUUCAUCCUAAUAUCUAUCUUCUUUUGGAACCUUUACGUCAAUAAGAUCCCAGCAAUGUCACAAGUGUUUACCAUGUUUUUAGUUUUGGGUCCAUUGGGGCAAGGUAGUUUUGGAAUCCUCCUAUUGACAGAUAAUAUAAGGAAAUAUGUGGUAGAUUAUUAUCCUAGAAAGGGGACUCCCGAAGAUGAUAUAUUAAGAUUGGCUGUUCCUUGGAGUUUUAAAGUACUAGGGUUAACUCUAGCUCUAGGUUUGUUAGCCAUGGGUUAUUUCUUCUCUUUCAUCUCCUUCUUAUCCAUAGUAUCGUAUCGUAAUACUAAAAUCAUUCAACCGUCGGGGAAGCCUCAAAGAGUGUACCAUUUCCAUAAGGGUUUCUGGGCAAUGACUUUCCCCAUGGGGACCAUGUCCUUGGGGAGUACAGAAGUGUUUGUCCAAUAUAAUGAAUAUGUCCCCAUGGGGGCAUUCAGAGUUAUUGGUGCCAUUUAUGCUGUCAUUUGUAUCCUAUGGACCAUAUUUUGUCUAUUGGGAACCAUGUACAAAUACACAUUGGCUAAUCCAAAGCCAAUACAACAAGAAUAUGAUACAACGACAGAAAAUACAAAGACUGCCACAACUGAGAUUUCAGAUUGUAUUGCUGGCCCUUCAUCUUCAGAUUAUAGUAACGAUGAUGACACAUCAGAGGCAGAAUCACUCACAGCAAUGGGGAAUGUCAUCAGUCAUGGCAUAUAA